Molecule: messenger RNA, 879 nt
Organism: Elephantulus edwardii (Cape elephant shrew)
Lineage: Eukaryota; Metazoa; Chordata; Mammalia; Macroscelidea; Macroscelididae
Gene: VCPKMT
Product: valosin containing protein lysine (K) methyltransferase
Exons: 6
Coding region: 44-736 (230 amino acids)
Biological process (GO): peptidyl-lysine methylation
Cellular component (GO): cytoplasm; cytosol
Molecular function (GO): protein-lysine N-methyltransferase activity
Source: RefSeq, a predicted model, not a curated record
GUGUGACGUCCCGGCGCGCGCCGCGGUGCGUUGCCGGGCAGCCAUGGCCGCUAGCGUUGAAACAUCUGGGGAUGAGGACCCGCUGUGGAACUUUGUUCGGGAUUUGGAGAAGCGAGAUGGCACGGUUUUGCGGCUGCAGCAGUACGGAUCUGGCAGUGUGGGCUGCGUUGUUUGGGACGCUGCCAUUGUCCUUUCUAAAUACUUAGAAACGCCCGGGUUUUCGGGCGACGGGGCCCACGCGCUGAGCCACCGGUCGGUGCUGGAAUUGGGUUCUGGCACCGGGGCCGUGGGGCUUAUGGCCGCUACUCUCGGGGCAGAUGUUGUAGUCACCGACCUUGAGGAAUUGCAAGACUUACUCAAGAUGAAUAUUAAUAUGAACAAGCACCUUGUCACUGGUUCUAUUCAAGCCAAGGUACUGAAAUGGGGAGAAGAAACAGAAGACUUUCCUUCUCCACCAGACUACAUCCUGAUGGCCGACUGCAUAUACUAUGAGGAGUCUUUGGAGCCAUUGCUGAAAACUCUGAAAGAUCUCAGUGGAUCCGAGACUUGUAUUAUAUGUUGUUACGAACAGCGAACAAUGGGCAAAAAUCCAGAGAUUGAGAAAAGAUAUUUUGAGCUCCUUCAGCUGGACUUUGACUUUGAAAAAAUUCCUUUGGAAAAACAUGAUGAAGAAUAUCGAAGUGAAGAUAUUCAUAUAUUAUACAUCAGGAAAAAAAAAUCAACAUUUGCAUCCUGAAGACUUUAGUCUUCUUAAUCCAAGCCUUUUAACAACCCAGAUAACUUAAGAUGUGAAUGAAGCAUGUGAACACAGCAUGAGAAGAUUGUAAUCAUCGAUUUUUCAGCAUGUUCUUAAAAAUACAAUCCAUAGAUGGCAACCAC